ACAAAAAAGGUAAAAAAGACAUCUAGGGGUUUCUCUGUUUGUUUUUGAAUAAGAGCUGGGAUAUUCUGAAAUUUGGUUUUAAUUAGUUUUUUUCUGUAGUCUGAAACACUAUGAGACCACUUCAAACUUCCUAACACCAUAUUUCUACAUGGGGGUUUAAUAUGGUACAUGAUAUAUUAAUAGUAAUGCCAAAUGUUAAUAUUUUCUGUAUUUUUUUUCUCUGUUUAUUAGAACUGGCUCCAUCCUGCCACCGAAAGCUCAAAUCAACACUGAAGGGAAAAUUUCAGAAAAUUAAUGAAGGAAUCUCAAAUGCUGGAACCUCAACCCUUCUGAAUGAGAUCUACACAGAUCUGUACAUCACAGAGGGAGGGAGUGGAGAGGUCAAUAAUGAACAUGAGGUCAGACAGAUUGAAGCAGCAUCCAGGAGACCAGCAACACAGGAGACACCCAUCAAAUGUAACGACCUCUUUAAAGACCAGUCCAUCAGAACUGUGCUGACUAAAGGAGUUGCUGGAAUUGGAAAAACAGUCUCUGUGCAGAAGUUCAUUCUGGACUGGACUGAAGGAAAAGCCAAUCAGGAUGUUCUCUUCAUAUUUCCACUUCCUUUUAGAGAACUGAAUCUGAUAAAAACUGAAAAACUCAGUCUGGUGGAUCUUCUUCAUCAGUUUUUCAAAGACACAGAGGACUUAAAAAAGAGAGAUUAUCAUCGUUACAAAGUCAUGUUCAUCUUUGAUGGUCUGGAUGAAUGUCGACUUCCUCUAGAUUUCCAGAACAAUAAGAGAGUAUCUGAUGUAACACAGUCAGCCUCAGUGGAUGUGCUGUUGACAAACCUCAUCCAGGGGAACCUGCUUCCCUCUGCUCUCCUAUGGAUAACCACUCGACCAGCAGCGGCCAAUCAGAUCCCUCCUGACUGUAUUGAUCAGGUAACAGAGGUACGAGGGUUCAGUGACCCUCAGAAAGAGGAAUACUUCAGGAAAAGGAUCAGAGAUCAGAGCCUUGCUGAAAGAAUCAUUACACACAUGAAGUCCUCCAGAAGCCUCUACAUCAUGUGCCACAUCCCAGUCUUCUGCUGGAUCUCAGCGACUGUUUUAGAGAGGAUGUUGGGUGAAGCAGAGGGAGGAGAGAUCCCCAAGACUCUGACUCAAAUGUUCACACACUUCCUUAUCUUUCAGAUCAAACACCGCAGCCAGAAGUACCAAAGAAAAAGUGAUGUUGAUCUUGACCAGACUAGAGAGAUUAUUCUGGCUCUGGGAAAACUGGCUUUCCAACAGCUGGAGAAAGGAAACCUGAUCUUCUAUGAGGAAGAUCUGAGAGAGUGCAGCAUUGAUGUCAGAGAAGUGUCCGUGUACUCAGGAGUGUGCACCCAGAUCUUCAGACAGGAGUCUGGACUUCACCUGGGGAAGGUUUUCAGCUUUGUGCAUCUGAGUGUUCAGGAGUUUCUGGCUGCUUUAUAUGAGUUUCUGUCCUUCAUCUCCAACAACAGAAAUGUGCUGCAACAGAAACACAGUGGAUUUGGUUUCUCCAAAAAAGGAACAAGGUCUGAUUUCCUGAAGAGAGCCGUGAACAAGGCCUUACAGAGUGAGAACGGACACCUAGACCUUUUCCUCCGAUUCCUUCUGGGUCUCUCACUGGAGUCCAAUCAGACUCUCUUACGAGGUCUUCUGAUACAGACAGAGAACAUCUCUCACAGUAAAGAGAAAGUAGUGGAGUACAUCAAGCAGAAGAUCAGGGAGAAUCCCUCUCCCGAGAAAACUAUCAGUCUGUUCCACUGUCUGAAUGAACUGAAUGAUCAUUCUCUAAUGCAGGAAGUCCAGAAAUACCUGAACAGAGGAGGUUCCAGUGAUCUCAGUGGAGUUAAGCUCUCUCCUGAUCAGUGGUCAGCUGUGGCGUUUGUGAUGCUGAAUUCAGAAGAGGAGCUGGAUGAGUUUGACCUGAGGAAAUUCCAGACUUCAGAAGAAUGUCUUCUAAGGCUGCUCCCAGUAGUGAAAGCAUCCAAAAAAAUUGUGUAA
This is a messenger RNA of Astyanax mexicanus (Mexican tetra), 2009 nucleotides long. RefSeq names its product NLR family CARD domain-containing protein 3-like. The transcript has a single exon. Bases 162 to 2009 code for a protein of 615 amino acids. NCBI's taxonomy places the organism in Eukaryota, Metazoa, Chordata, Actinopteri, Characiformes, Acestrorhamphidae. The record is from RefSeq and is a predicted model, not a curated record.